AUGAAAACGCUCACGCACGAGGACUACACCGUCGCGUGGAUAUGCGCGCUGCCAAUCGAAAUGGCUGCGGCCAAGGCAAUGCUAGAUGAGGCUCACGCCAAACUGCCCCAGUCCACCCAAGACCCCAAUACGUACUCCCUCGGAGCGAUUCAGGGACAUAACGUCGUCAUCGCCUGUCUCCCAGCGGGAGUGUACGGCACGACCUCGGCCGCUGUCGUCGCCUCGCACCUCUCCACCACCUUCCCAGCCAUCCGGUUUGGACUGAUGGUUGGCAUUGGCGGCGGCGUGCCUAGCAAGAGCGCCGACAUCCGGCUAGGCGAUGUCGUGAUCAGCAAGCCCACGGGCCAUUACAGCGGUGUUGUGCAGUACGACUACGGCAAAACAGUCAGUGGCGGCGUCUUCGAGCAGACAGGCUCGUUGAACAAACCGCCCUCGGUGCUACUGACCGCGAUUGCAGACCUGGAAUCCAACCACCUCCUGGGCAAGACCCAGGUCCCGCAGUUCCUCACCAAGAUCGUCGACGACUACCCCGACCUCGAGCAGUUUGUCUACCCGGGGGUGGAGGACGACCUGCUUUUCAUGGCGGACUACGAACACGUCCCUACAGAGACCACCUGCGAGGUUUGCGACGCGACGCGAGUGGUGGUUCGCAAGCCUCGUCGGUCGACGAAUCCGCGCAUCCACUACGGGCUGAUCGCGUCAGGUAACCAGGUGAUCAAGCAUGCGUUGACACGGGACCGCCUGGGCAAACAAUUUGGGAUUCUGUGUUUUGAGAUGGAGGCCGCGGGGCUCAUGGAUAACUUCCCCUGCGUCGCUAUCCGGGGCAUCUGUGACUAUUCGGACACCCACAAACACAAGCAGUGGCAGGCGUAUGCGGCGGCCACCGCGGCAGCGUGUGCAAAGGAUCUGUUGGUGGUAGCGUCGGUAGCGCAUACGAAGGAGACGCCGACGGUGCAGAAGAUACUAUCCCAGGCUGAGUCCACCUUUCGUCUGCGGUUUGACAUCGACAGUAUGCCAGCGGUGCAUCAAUUCGUCGGCCGACAAGGCGAUCUCGAUGCCCUGUGGAAGGAUCUAUCCCCGAAUCAAGGUCAGAUGCGGAAAAUUGUCGCCCUUCACGGACCCAGCGGGAUGGGGAAGUCCCAGUUAGCGCUGCAGUUUGCCCGAUUACACAAGGACGAUUUCACCGCCGUCAUCUGGCUGGACGCACGCAGCCGCCAGACGGUAACCCGGUCUCUAGCCCGGGUGUAUGUCAACCUGCCAGAUAUCGAGACAACAGGGGAGCCUAAGAGUCAGAAAGAGAUGGACCUCCGCACGAAACAAGUCCUCAAGUGGUUGGAAACGCCCGGGAACAGCAAGUGGCUGCUUAUUUUUGACGACGUGCCCCAUUCGUUGGGCGAAGGAACUGAUGAUGACGAAAGCUACGAUAUCAGGACGUUUUUCCCGCAGGUGGAUCGGGGGUCGAUUUUAAUCACGACACGGUUACUGCAGUCUGGAGUACUUGGGAAACCUCGUCUGGUGGAGAGGAUGGCGGACGGCGAAGCAAUGCAGUUGCUGACCGGCGCGUGGGACCCAACUCCGAAAGACGCUCAGGAUGGAUGGGAAUCAUGGGAUACUAAGACCGACCUUCUGUGCCUCAUUCGACGGCUGGAUGGGCUGCCCCUCGCCAUCGUCUUAGCCAGUGCUGUGAUCCGUUCAACUGGCUGGAGCGUGUCAACAUAUCUACAUACCGACAAUCUGAUCCAGGUUGAUCUAAAGGUGAACUCGACGACAUUGUCAUCUGGCGAUCAUAAAUUACUGGCUGCCUUCGUUGUCGCCUUCAACCGGACCCGCGACACAGACCCAGUCGCCGCCAACGUCUUGCAACUCCUGUCAUACUUUGGCCCCUACCCGGUCUGGUUCGAACUGCUUCAUUCGGGAGCCUCCAGCACGGGCAUGCCACACUGGUUCUGUCGCAUCGCAGCCAGCAAAAGCGCCUUGCGGUUGGCGACCGCCAGCCUGGAAGACCUCGCCCUGCUCCAGACGGACCGCACUCGAGAGAGCUACUCGAUGCAUGCGCUCGUCCGUCAGGCCUGCCACCACGUUGAGAGCACGUUUACAGCAGAGAAAGACACGCCUUUCCGGGCUAUCGCCCUGGUAUGUCUCGGGGUGGCCGCGUCACAACUGCCUCUCGGGGAAUCGCAUCUCCAACAGCGACUACUGCCGCAUGUGGACCACAUGCUGCGAUUGGUGGAUCAUCAGCCGGACAGUCCCUACGGUCCAGCAGUGCUAAAAGCCCUCAACGAGCUGGGUCUAUUCUACUGGAACCAGGGAAAGCCCUCCCAGGCGGCAAGCAUGUUCCACGCCGCCGUCGCAGGCUACGAGCAUCUUGAGAGGUCUGACAAGCUCAACGACCCGUCGUUCCUCCUCACUCUGCACCGGCUGGGCAUCGCCUACCAGAAACUGAGCCGGUUCCACGACGCCGAACGGGCCUUUCAGCGCGCCCUGGCAGGCUACCGCUCCCUCCGCGGGCCUACCGACAUCUCCACUGUCGAGCUCUCCUCCUGUCUAGCCUCCUGCUACCAGAGCCAGAACAAGCUCGCCGAGGCGGAGACGUUGUACUCGCAGGCCCUACAGGGCUAUGAACUCACGCGCGGCCCACACGACCCGUUCACACUCGUGACGCUCAACCAGCUCGGCACCGUCUACCACGCCGCAAACAAGCCCGCCGCCGCCGAGACCGUCUUCCAGCGUGCUUUGAGCGCCGCAGAGACCGCGCGCGGGCCGAACGACACGUCCGCCCUCGAAGCCACAUUCAACCUCGGCAUGCUGUACCGUACACAGGGCCGACUGCCCGAGGCCGAGAGCAUGCUGACGCGCGCACUGCACGGGUUCGAGAAGACGCUGGCGCCGGACCAUCUCAGCGCGCUGCGGACGGCGCACGCCCUUGCCCUGGCCUACAAGGACCAGAGCAAGCUAGCGCAGGCUGAAACCCUGGGCCGGCGCGCGGUAAGCGGGCUCAGCGCCGCGCUAGGCGAGUCGGACAUCCAGACGGCGAACGCGAUGCGAGAUCUCGGGCUGAUCUACCGCGAUGAGGGCAAGAUGACCGAGGCGGCGACGCUGUGCCAUGCGGCAUUCACGACGCUGCAGACCGCCCUGGGGGACGGACAUCCGGAGACGCUGAAUGCGCUGCGCGACCUGGGCUCGGUGCAUGGGUAUUCGGGCAAUCCGAUGCGGGCAGAGGAGAUGUGUCGGCGAGCGCUGCAGGGUUUCGAGCGGAGCCCGCUGGGCGCAGACCACGUUGCCACCUUACUGACAGUGUACUAUGUGGGAGUGGCGCUGCAGAGCCAGGGGAAGCCCGAGGCGGGGACAAUGCUGGGGCGGGCGUUGGCCGGGUUCGAGACGCGGUUGGGCGCGGAGCAUGUGUUCACGCUGAAUACGGUCAAUCAGCUGGGCGAGUGGUACUGGACGCGGAGAGAUCUGGACGCGGCGGCUCGGAUGUACGACCGGGCGGCGACGGGCUUUGAGCGAACGGUGGGCGCGCGGCAUGUCUGGACCCUGCGGGCGAUGAACAAGUUGGGGGUUGUCUACGCGCAGGGCGGACAGCGGCAGGAGGCAGAGACGAUGUAUCGACGCGCGUUGACCGGGUUCCAGGCUAUUCUGGGCCGAGACGAUGCGGAGACGCAGCUGGUGGCUUCGCGGUUACGGCUGCUGGAGCAGGAUCCGGAGUCCUCUACGGUACAGGGGGAUUUGGCGACAGAUACAGGGACGGGAUGA
Molecule: messenger RNA, 3753 nt
Organism: Aspergillus fischeri NRRL 181
Lineage: Eukaryota; Fungi; Ascomycota; Eurotiomycetes; Eurotiales; Aspergillaceae
Product: tetratricopeptide repeat domain protein
Exons: 2
Coding region: 1-3753 (1250 amino acids)
Biological process (GO): nucleoside metabolic process
Molecular function (GO): ADP binding; protein binding; ATP hydrolysis activity
Source: RefSeq, a predicted model, not a curated record